This is a messenger RNA of Patiria miniata (bat star), 738 nucleotides long. Its product is annotated as lactadherin-like. The coding region runs from base 1 to 738 and encodes 245 amino acids. The transcript is spliced from 4 exons. The record is from RefSeq and is a predicted model, not a curated record. Lineage: Eukaryota; Metazoa; Echinodermata; Asteroidea; Valvatida; Asterinidae.
AUGAUCGUCGAUGAACCAACUCCAAACAAUAUCCAUUGUUACGGUUACCGUGGAAACUAUGUGACGACAGCAAGCGAUAUCCCAAACAUUAGGCUCAUCGUGCCAGGGAGUGGUGCUCUGCCCGUUUUGAUCGCAGAUAUCAAAGUGAAGACCUGCUGGCUGGUCAUGAAAAACCCGCGUAAAAUGUGGGUCUUCAGUUGGACUCUGGGGCUUUUUAGUUCCUUCUUUAUUCUACCUGUACGAGGGAACACGUGUAGUGCCAUGGUCCAGGCUGCACCCGGCGAUGAUCUGACCGCACUUCGUAACAAGGCUUUCGCGUCUUUCAGAGCCCAGUGCCGUGGUAAACGAGGUGACGUUUCUUGCUCUGUGGAGGGACCUCUCGGGAUGGAAGAUGGUCGCAUACCGGAUGAACGCAUCACAGCUUCGUCUUUUUAUCAAAACCGCGCUAGCCACGCCCCACCCAGGGCCAGACUGAAUAUUCAAGGAUACGCUGCAGGGUGGCGUAACGAUGACAGCACUGGUAAUAUCAGUCCAUGGAUACAGGUUGACUUCGUUGGCACAGUCACCAUCACUGGUCUGAUCACCCAGGGGCGCGCAGAUAACAACCAAAGGGUGACGGAGUACCGAGUGACGUACAGCGAGGACGGUCAGUCCUGGCAUUACGUGACUGAUGCAGACGGCACACCAAUGAAGUUCCCUGGUAACAAGGACAGGAACACCCUGGUAACUACGCUGUAG